This is a messenger RNA of Diospyros lotus (date-plum), 1431 nucleotides long. Its product is annotated as glutamine synthetase cytosolic isozyme. Gene Ontology annotation, molecular function: glutamine synthetase activity. Lineage: Eukaryota; Viridiplantae; Streptophyta; Magnoliopsida; Ericales; Ebenaceae. Gene Ontology annotation, cellular component: cytoplasm. Bases 82 to 1152 code for a protein of 356 amino acids. The record is from RefSeq and is a predicted model, not a curated record. The transcript is spliced from 12 exons.
GACCGCUCUAUAAAAUCAACCCAUUCUCUCUGGCCACGCUUCUAUUCAUAGACGCAGAGACGUUCAUAGAGAGAGGGAACGAUGUCUCUGCUUUCAGAUCUCAUCAACCUCAACCUCUCCGAGACCACCGAUAAGGUGAUAGCCGAGUACAUAUGGAUUGGCGGCUCUGGAAUGGACGUCAGAAGCAAGGCUAAGACUCUUCCUGGACCUGUUAGUCAUCCUAGCGAGCUUCCCAAGUGGAACUAUGACGGAUCUAGCACAGGACAAGCUCCUGGGCAAGACAGUGAAGUGAUCCUAUACCCUCAAGCAAUUUUUAGGGAUCCAUUUAGGAGGGGCAAAAAUAUACUGGUCAUGUGUGACACUUACACCCCAGCUGGUGAGCCAAUUCCAACAAACAAGCGCUACGCCGCAGCAAAGGUUUUUAGCCACCCUGAGGUUGCUUCCAAAGAGCCCUGGUAUGGUAUUGAACAAGAGUACACAUUGUUGCAAAAAGAUGUUAAUUGGCCGAUUGGGUGGCCAGUUGGUGGUUAUCCGGGACCUCAGGGACCCUACUACUGUGGAGUUGGGGCUGACAAAUCUUUUGGGCGCGAUGUUGUUGACGCACAUUACAAGGCCUGCCUUUAUGCAGGCAUUAACAUAAGCGGCAUCAACGGUGAAGUGAUGCCGGGCCAGUGGGAGUUUCAAGUUGGACCAUCUGUUGGCAUCUCAGCCGGAGAUGAAUUAUGGGUUGCUCGUUACAUCCUAGAGAGGAUCACUGAGAUUGCUGGGAUUGCCCUUUCCUUUGAUCCCAAACCGAUUCAGGGUGAUUGGAAUGGAGCUGGUGCCCAUACAAACUACAGCACGAAUUCAAUGAGGGGGGAUGGAGGUUUUGAGGUCAUUAAAAAGGCCAUUGAGAAGCUUGGGUUGAAGCACAAGGAGCACAUCGCUGCUUACGGUGAAGGCAAUGAGCGCCGCCUCACCGGACGACAUGAGACUGCUGACAUCAACACAUUCUUAUGGGGUGUGGCAAACCGAGGUGCAUCUAUCCGGGUUGGCAGAGACACAGAGAAAGCCGGGAAAGGGUAUUUUGAGGAUCGUAGGCCUGCUUCGAACAUGGACCCGUACACUGUCACCUCCAUGAUUGCAGAGACCACCAUUCUGUGGAAGCCAUGAAUUUCUAUUUAGACACCCCCAAUUUGAGAUUAUGCCUGCUGUUUCAUGACGGUUUGGCAAAAAGUUGUAUUUCAGAACCAUCUCUCCCUCUUAUCUAUUUCAAUUUUAGUAGCUCCCAUCUAUUUCAAUUUUAGUAGCUCCCAUCUUUUCAUUUCUUUGAAACCAGGCUUUUGCCUUGCAAGUUGGUUUACUUGCCUUCUGCUUUUACCCCCGUGUCUUGAAUAAAUGUUACCGUCUUAUAUUAAUGACUAUAUGAAGGGCUUGAUUUUCUUGAUACCA